Zygotorulaspora mrakii is the source of this 708-nucleotide messenger RNA. RefSeq names its product chromatin-binding transcription coactivator SUB1 (gene SUB1). Gene Ontology annotation, biological process: positive regulation of transcription initiation by RNA polymerase II. The coding region runs from base 1 to 708 and encodes 235 amino acids. The transcript has a single exon. The record is from RefSeq and is a predicted model, not a curated record. Gene Ontology annotation, cellular component: nucleus; transcription regulator complex. Gene Ontology annotation, molecular function: DNA binding; transcription coactivator activity. Lineage: Eukaryota; Fungi; Ascomycota; Saccharomycetes; Saccharomycetales; Saccharomycetaceae.
AUGUCGUAUUACAAUAGAUAUAGAAAUAAAAAAAAGUUCGAUGGUAGUGCGGAUGCCUCUAACAGCAUGAGCAAUGGACCAGCGGGCAUGUCACCGUCAGAUGCCAUAUUUGAUCUGGGAAAGAACAAGCGUGUUACAGUGAGACAAUUCAGGAAUGUCAAUUUGAUUGAUAUCAGGGAGUACUACAUGGACACUUCGACGGGUGAGAUGAAGCCGGGCAAGAAAGGAAUAUCAUUGACGGAAGACCUGUAUGAUGAGCUUUUGAAACACAGACUUAAUAUCGACGAAGCAUUGCGAAGAUUUGGCUCCAAGAGACCUAAAACAAAGACGGUUCGUCUACUUUCUGAUGAUGAGGACGAGGGCAGCGGUGCUCAAACGGAUGCGAAAGCGAAAUCCUCGAGGAGGAGAGAAGACAAUGAUCAUUCGUCUCCAAGCAAGAGGAAAAAGGUGGCACCUCCAACACUGCUCCCUCAAGAGGAGAAGAGACAGAACGACGAGAGGGAAGCCAACGCAGAGCUUGUCGUGCCAGGUCUAGCAAAUAAACAGAAAAAAGAACAGGAAUUAAAACAGAAAGUCGAAAAGCAGAAAGCAGAACUGCCCGUGAAAGCAGAACCCGAUGCUUCUGAAAUUACGAGUGAUGAUGAUUUUGUACAGAACCUUGAAGCUGAGAUGAACAGACCAGAUGAUGAUGAGAGUGAAGAGGAAUGA